Molecule: messenger RNA, 960 nt
Organism: Morus notabilis
Lineage: Eukaryota; Viridiplantae; Streptophyta; Magnoliopsida; Rosales; Moraceae
Product: histone H3
Exons: 7
Coding region: 72-671 (199 amino acids)
Cellular component (GO): nucleosome
Molecular function (GO): structural constituent of chromatin; DNA binding; protein heterodimerization activity
Source: RefSeq, a predicted model, not a curated record
CCCUUCCAGAGAGCUCCUCUAGAGAGAGAAAGUUAGCUCUUCUGGAGAGAGCUCCAGAGAGAAAGACAUCAAUGGCGAGAAUCAAGGUGCCUGCUGCCCGGAAGUCCAACCAAAAAACCCCUAGUGGCCAGCCCCUUCUAGAGAGCUCCUCUAGAGAGAGAGAGUUAGCUCUUCUGGAGAGAGCUCCAGAGAGAAAGACAUCAAUGGCGAGAAUCAAGGUGCCUGCUGCCCGGAAGUCCAACCAAAAAACCCCUAGUGGCCAACCUGGAACCUCCUCGCCUGCAACUUCUUCGAGAAGUCGCAGAGGGCCAAGAACAUUUAACAGGGAUACUCCAGAAGCUUCAAGGGCAACUGGGCAGAGGAAGAAGCAUCGCCACAGGCCAGGAACCGCAGCACUUCGGGAGAUUCGACACUUGCAGAGGACUUGGAAACUGCUUAUUCCUUCUCUUCCUUUCAUCAGAUGUGUAAGAGAGAUUACUAAGCAACUUUCUCCAGAGGUUACUCGGUGGCAAGCUGAAGCUCUAUUGGCACUUCAGGAGGCAGCAGAAGACUUUUUGGUUCAUUUAUUUGAAGAGUCAAUGCUUUGUGCAAUUCAUGCAAAGCGUGUCACUCUUAUGAAAAAGGAUUUCGAGUUGGCACGUCGAAUUGGAGGGAAAGCGAGGCCUUGGUGAGAGCAUGGAAAACUAUAACUAACACCAUUUCUUUUCUAUUCACCAUUUCUGAUCGAUCACUACUACCAUUCUUAUUUAUUUGUCCUUUGAUCUUUAACAGUAGCUAUCUUGCCGGUAGUUGAAUUUUGAGAAUUAGGAAGUAAAUAAUGUAGACGUACAGCUUUCUUUCUUUCUUUCUUUUAAAGUGAUGUCGUAGAGUAGGGAUGAUCUUUCUAAUGUAUAUUCAGUUGUAUCGGCAUGGCCCACCUUUAUUUUAAUCGUCCAUAAUUUUGUGGCGUGGGAGUUGAGA